Messenger RNA from Beta vulgaris subsp. vulgaris (sugar beet), 1833 nucleotides. RefSeq lists its product as uncharacterized. Gene Ontology annotation, molecular function: GTPase activator activity. NCBI's taxonomy places the organism in Eukaryota, Viridiplantae, Streptophyta, Magnoliopsida, Caryophyllales, Amaranthaceae. The transcript is spliced from 8 exons. Bases 184 to 1482 code for a protein of 432 amino acids. Gene Ontology annotation, biological process: intracellular protein transport; activation of GTPase activity. The record is from RefSeq and is a predicted model, not a curated record.
UAAAUUGCGACGAAUACGAAUACGAUAGGGGAAAAUGUUUUCUCUCUUCUCUUGUUGAAAUCAGGAGAGGACUGGGACUGCCGGACACUUCUAUUUUCUCUCUCCUCAAGGCUCAAGGCUCAAGGCUCAAGGCUCAAGGCUGAAGGCUGAAGCUGAGGGGGUUGAAGGGAAGUGAGUCUAAAAAUGUUGAAUGAAAAGGAUAAGCAGAAGAAGAAAGUUCCAGAAUGGUUAAAUUCAUCACUGUGGUCGACACCUGCACCUGUACCUCCCACCUCUGAACCUGAAGAUCUCUCUGUCUCCGACUCCAUCGUUCGUCCUCCGUCACCAGUUCUACCUCCACAACCACCGUCUCCUCCUCCUUCUGCUCCUCCUUCAGAUAAUGGAACUUCUACUUCCACUUCCUCUGCAUCUCCCGAACAGAUCGCUCGUCAAGCCCAGCUCUUUGUCGAGCUGUCGAAGAAGGUGAUCAACAUGCGGGAAGUGAGGAGGCUUGCAUCCUUCGGUCUUCCCGAUGCAGAGGCUCCUUCCAUCCGUUCUACAGUCUGGAAGCUUCUUUUGGCCUAUUUACCCAAUGAUCGGACUACCUGGCCUUCCGAAUUAGCAAAGAAGAGGUCUCAGUAUAAACAUUUCAAGGAUGACCUUUUGAUGUCUCCCUCUGAAAUUUCGUCUUCCUUUGCUGAUAAGGAUCAACUUAAAGGCGAAGGUCGUUGUGUACUCUCUAGAUCACAGGUUAUUCAUGAUGAACAUCCUCUUAGUCUUGGCAAAUCCAGUGCCUGGAAUCUCUUCUUUCAGGACACAGAAAUCAUCGAGCAGAUUGAUCGCGAUGUCAAAAGAACUCAUCCAGAUAUGCUCUUUUUCUCUGGGGACACUAUUUCUGCUAAACUCAAUCAGGAUGCGCUGAGGAACAUAUUGAUUGUCUUUGCCAAGCUAAACCCUGGCAUAAGAUAUGUGCAAGGAAUGAAUGAGAUUUUGGCACCUCUCUUCUACGUCUUUCGAAAUGAUCCAGAUGAGGAUAAUGCAGCUGCUGCUGAAGCAGAUACAUUUUUUUGUUUUGUUGAGUUGCUUAGUGGAUUCAGGGAUAAUUUCUGCCAGCAACUUGACAAUAGUGUUGUUGGAAUUCGUUCCACGAUCACAAAAUUGUCACUCUUUUUGAAGGAACAUGACGAAGAACUUUGGCGUCACUUGGAGAUCACGUGUAAGGUUAAUCCCCAGUUCUAUGCAUUCAGAUGGAUAACUCUUCUCUUGACUCAAGAAUUUAACUUCACAGACAGCCUUCAUAUUUGGGACACUCUAUUAAGUGAUCCUGAGGGGCCACAGGAGACAUUGUUAAGGAUCUGUUGCGCGAUGCUUAUUCUUAUCCGGAGACGUUUGCUUGCUGGUGAUUUUACUUCCAAUCUCAAGCUUUUGCAGAAUUAUCCCUCAACAAAUAUUAGUCAUCUGCUAUAUGUUGCAAACAAGUUGAGGGCUCAUCCAACUAGCUAGGUUUCUCUGGGGAACACCUUCGUGAUAUUUUUCUUUGGUCUUCCAUACUAGUGCACAUUGUAGAGUACCUUUUUUUUUUUUUUUUUUCUUUUUUGUAUUUUUUCUUUGUAAAGGUCUGUUUUAAAAGGUUUGGCUGAGCAUGGUCAAAAAGCAUUGGAUGACACUUCGACCUUCUCUUUUGUGUGCCUGCACGUGCCCCGGGGGUGGGGGGUGAUGUCAAAUUUGAGGUUUGUCAUUCUGUUCCAUUAUUUCUACCUUUACCCUAGUAGUCUGUUAUCUGCUAAAAUGUUAAUAAUUCCCUUUUUAGUUGAAUUGAUGACAUAGAUUCCAAGUUUGGAGUGUCUUCCACUA